AUGAAUACAUCUGAUCACAAUCAACUUGAAAUAAUCACUCCUUCGCGACCACUUUUUCCACCUCCAAUUACUCAAGAUCAGUUAGUAACCUAUAAAUCUCGUACUAAAGGCAAACAUUCUAGAUUACCAACAGCAUUUAUUAUUUACAAAACAGCUUAUCGACAACAACUUAUUGCUGACGAUAACCUUCCGUCUAUGCAUUUAUUUUCAUCUAUGGCAAGCCUUUCAUAUGAAAGAGAGCCUAUACACGUUAAAACAGCAUACGUGAAUCUUUCUUUACAAUUACGUUCUGAAGGAUAA
Molecule: messenger RNA, 300 nt
Organism: Dentiscutata heterogama
Lineage: Eukaryota; Fungi; Glomeromycota; Glomeromycetes; Diversisporales; Gigasporaceae
Source: the annotation of a GenBank genome assembly